Tribolium madens (black flour beetle) is the source of this 3618-nucleotide messenger RNA. Its product is annotated as dyslexia-associated protein KIAA0319-like protein. Lineage: Eukaryota; Metazoa; Arthropoda; Insecta; Coleoptera; Tenebrionidae. The record is from RefSeq and is a predicted model, not a curated record. The transcript is spliced from 8 exons. Bases 179 to 3082 code for a protein of 967 amino acids. Gene Ontology annotation, cellular component: cytoplasmic vesicle; plasma membrane.
UGGAAUCUGUCAAAUAUCUGUCACUGUCAAAAACGUUAAUUGUGUCAAAAGCACCUGAUAAUUUAUAAAUUCAAUACACAACCGAUGGAUUUUAAUUAAUAAAUUUAAGUAGUGUUAUCGACCCAGUAGUUAAAUGUUAACAAUUUCCGCUAACAACCAUUGUUAAUUCCUUACAGGAAUGGCAUACAGACGCUUAUUUUACAUUGUUUUUCUCAAUGUGAUACUAUUACCACGAGAUUUUUGUUAUCCCGGAUCGAAAAAUUUACGCCCGUUAUGUCCAAGGUUAUAUGAAAGAACGUUCCAUGGUUUUGUACCCCAAGGCAAUCUUACUGCAGGUACAUUCAAGGAGAUUGAGGGUGUAAACAAGUUGAAAGAUUGUGUCAUUAAAUGUUGUCUGCAGAAACAGUGCAAUGUUGCUUUUAUGACUGAUGAGAAAUGUUAUCAUAUCACUUGUGCUAGUGAUGAAUUAUGCAAACCUGUAGUGAGUUUAAAUCCCGACUCUAAAGACCGUGUUUCGAUGGUUCUUGUGAAGCCCACUGAUGAAGAUUCAUGGCAGGAUGUUUUAGCACAAGAUUAUUCAACUGAACAUUUGGAUAGGGAGGUUUACAACGUAUUGAAUGACAAGAGGAGACUUCAAGAUAUCUACAAAGAUCUAGUAAUGGACGAAUCCACUUACAAUUAUGAUCUCAGUUGUGAAGUCGGCAUUGAUAACGUUUGUGCUCCUAAUGAAAUUUGCGUCAAAAAUUACCCCAAAUCUCGGGCUGGAACAUGUGCUUGUAAACCACGAUUUAUUCGAAACCAUUCUGGUGAUUGUGUUCUCUUAGAUUUAAAAGACAUUGGAUCUCACAGUAGUGAAAUAAUGACUGAAAGAAUCUUAGAUCUUGCAAAUAAGUCGGCUCCUGUCACUCGUAAACAUUUGUCAGUGAGUGCUGAAAACAAAAUUGUCAAACUGCCAGAUAAUGAGGUCACUUUGAUCGCUAAUGUCUCUCCUGAUGAUGACAAUGAAGACGAGAAAUAUCAGUAUGAGUGGACGUCGUUACAACAACCAGAUGGCAGCACUGCUGUUAAGCAUCAGAAUGGCGGUCAACUUCAGUUAUCAAAGUUGGUUGAAGGCUUGUAUACGUUUAAAGUAAGCGUGUCGAAUUCAUUCGCUUAUGGCGAAACCUUUGUGAAUGUGACAGUAUUGCCACCUUCACGGAUUAAUAAACCGCCACAAAUUGUAAUUACGCCGGCAAAUCAAGUUAUCAAGUUGCCAAAUACUGCAGCAGUUUUGGAUGCUUCAACGUCUACCGAUGAUGAUGGGAUUGUGUCGUGGCAUUGGGAGUUGCAACAAGGACCGUUAGGUUACCAACCUGAACUCAAAGACACUGCGACUUUACAAUUGAACGACUUGAAGAAACCAGGGAAUUACACGUUUAAAUUGACUGUAACAGAUACAGACAAGGCUACUAGCUCCGCCACUGCCAAUGUGACAGUUCUAAAGUUCACUGAUUAUCCACCAGAUGCAAACGCCGGUGAAGAUAAAAUUAUCUAUUUACCACACAACAACAUUACAUUAAACGGCAAUCUCAGUACAGACGACCAUGCAAUCACGACUUGGGAAUGGACAAAGAGUCCUGAUGAUGCUCAAAAAGCUGUUGACAUGCAAGAUACGAGAACUCCUUAUCUUCAACUGUCAAAUUUAGAAGAAGGAAUGUAUACUUUUACUUUAAAAGUGACGGAUAGUGCAGGCCAAAGCAGCACAGCUCAAGUUCACGUGUUUGUAAAACCGCCAACUAAUAAACCUCCAAUCGCUGAAGCGGGAAGUAAUAUAACGAUUAGUUUGCCUCAAACCUGGGUUGUUUUGGAUGGUAGUAAUAGUUCCGAUGAUAAUAAAAUUACGACUUUCAAAUGGGAGCAAGUUGAAGGCCCUUCAACCGUCGAAUUUGUCAACAAUACUUUGAGUAAAACAAAUGUUACUGGACUUACGAAAGGAAGUUACAUGUUUAAACUCAGCGUUACGGAUGAUAAUAAUAAUGUUGCCAGCGAUACUGUCACUGUUAUAGUAAAUCAGAAUGUUAAUCAGAAACCAAAAGCUAACGCCGGUGGAGACUUUGAAGUUGAAUUGCCAAGAAACGCCGUCCUUGUCAAUGGUUCAAAAUCUAAAGACGAUUGGGCUAUAGUCAAAUGGAAAUGGACUCGCGACGAUAAAUCGCUUGCCAUAGGAAACGUAGCUGAAAAAUCGGACGAAUCACCGGUAUUAAUUUUGACCGACGUAAUUGCUGGCAAAUACAUAUUUAACUUGACGGUUUUCGACGAACAAGGACUUAGUGAUACCGACACUGUCACUUUUGUGGUCAAAAACGACCCGAAACUGUUGAACCUUGUUGAAAUUACCAUCGAUGUGAACGCCAAACACCUCACUCAAGCUCAAUAUAACACUCUCACCGGAAAACUAGCAUUGCUUGUCAUCGACGGUUCGAAAUUGAAGGUACGGAAUGUAAAACCUGAAGUGGGUUCAGGCAAAGCGAUGAUCAUCUUCUAUGUUGAAACUCCCGAUGGCACGGCUUACCCGGCGAAUGAUAUCGUUCAGCAUUUGAGAGAGAAAUUGAGAGUUGAUGCUGGCCUUUUGGGGUUCUCUGUGGCAAAAUUGCAAACUGCGAUUUGUCAGAAUAACUGCUCAGGUCAUGGUGUUUGCAACGAACAGACGAGGAAAUGCGAAUGUGAAGCUUUUUGGAUGCAGGAUUUGUUCAAAGUUUAUUUGAAAACUGAUGAGGAUUCCGAUUGUAGUUGGAGUAUUUUGUAUGUAGUUUUGGGUGUUGUUUGUACUGUGAUGGCGUUCUUUGGAUCUAUGUGGGGAUUGGUGUACCUUUGCUAUAAUUGGUGUUCGAAGAGGUGGACGGGGACAAAGCCUACGACGUACAAGUUGAUAGAAGAUUUGCCUCCACUUGUACCACGUAAAGGCAAUUUAUCAGACAGCGACACCGAUUCCGACGUAGUAUUCGAAUCAAGGUUGAAAAACUCUCGAUUUAGUGACUCAAGAAACGGCCACAAACCAAGUCGAAACGGAUUUAUCAAAGGAGGGCGUAGGGUUAAGACGUAGGCGAAACUACAAGAGCACAACUUUUAAAGGAGGCCUCACUUUCCUUACCCCGUGCCUAAUUACUUAAAUAGGAUGUUUGUAUGUGUGUUUGAUGGAAAUGUAUCAAGUAGUUGUUGUAAUUAACUGCAAGUGUUUAACACUUUAUUUUCUAUCAGGCUGUAAUCAAGUUACCUAUACAUUAUUUAUUUCGGUAUAUUUUUUACUUAUACUGAGGUUGUGGGAUCUGUUUUAACAUUUCUGAAAUUGAUUUUAACAGGGUUUUAUUUAUUCUACAUAAUUUAUAACUAUGCUUACAUGUGUGUAGAUGAGAUUCUCAUGGUAAAUUAGUCAGUGAAUGUAGUGUAAUUUGCACUUUUUAAAAGGAAGUCAGUCAGAUUUUUGUGAUAUGAUUAAAAAGUAUUUUAAGUAAGUUUUUUCUGUCACCUUUAGAAGAAUUUAUUUGAUAUUUCAAGGUGAUUAUUUUGUAUAUUGUAUUGUAACAUAUGAAAUUCUUCUUUAUUUUUUAAUUGUAAAAAAUAAAAUACAGGUUUAUUGAG